Messenger RNA from Diaporthe citri, 1215 nucleotides. RefSeq lists its product as uncharacterized. The record is from RefSeq and is a predicted model, not a curated record. Bases 1 to 1215 code for a protein of 404 amino acids. Gene Ontology annotation, cellular component: mannan polymerase complex. Gene Ontology annotation, molecular function: alpha-1,6-mannosyltransferase activity. NCBI's taxonomy places the organism in Eukaryota, Fungi, Ascomycota, Sordariomycetes, Diaporthales, Diaporthaceae. The transcript has 6 exons. Gene Ontology annotation, biological process: protein N-linked glycosylation; cell wall mannoprotein biosynthetic process.
AUGCUCCUUCCCAAAGGCGGCUUCAACUGGAAGGCAGCCAGAGCCCAACUACCUCCCUCGAGAGCCGUAUGGAGCUUCGUGACCAGGACCAGAUUCCUGCUCGGUGUUGCCCUCACAGGCGUGAUUCUGUUGUUAUGGCGUGGCAUCAGCACGGCAGGGUCGGAGAUGCAAAGUUUCUACUGCUGGGGCCCUGCGAAACCGCCUAUGGAGAUGUCUAUUAACGAGCAGGUUUCGUGGACCAAGCACCUACAGACACCCGUCCUGUUCAACCACCACGCGCCAAUAGAAGUCAACUCGUCCACCAUCGAGCAUGUCGACCUCAACCCGGUCAAGUCGACAAAACAGGCCCUCCAGAACAAUGAGAGAAUACUCAUCCUGACCCCCCUCAAGGACGCCGCCCCCUAUCUUUCCAAGUACUUCGAGCUGCUCGCCGAGCUCACGUACCCGCACCAUCUCAUCGACAUCGCCUUCCUGGUGGGAGACUCGACCGACGACACCAUGGCUGUCCUGGCCAUGGAGCUCGACAGGAUACAGAAGCGCCCCGACACCAUCCCCUUCAGGAGUGCCACGGUCGUCGAGAAGGAUUUUGGCUUCAAGCUCAGUCAGGAUGUCCAAGACCGCCACGGGUUCGAGGCUCAGGGUCCGCGCCGGAAGGCCAUGGGUAGGGCUCGCAACUACCUGCUCGCCACUGCCCUGAAGUCUGACCAUUCCUGGGUUUACUGGCGCGACGUCGACAUCGUGGACAGCCCAAAGAAGAUCAUCGAGGACUUUGUUGCCCACGAUCGAGACAUCAUAGUUCCCAACAUCUGGUUCCACCGGUAUGAAAAUGGACGCGACAUCGAGGGACGAUUCGACUACAACUCCUGGAUCGAGUCGCCCAAGGGCCGCAAGCUUUCUGCGAAACUGGACAAGGACGUAGUGCUUGCCGAAGGCUACAAGCAGUACGAUACCGGACGCACGUACAUGGCGCGGAUGGGCGACUGGCGAGAGAACAAGGACGCCGAGAUCGAGCUGGACGGCAUCGGUGGGGUCAACAUUCUUGUCAAAGCUGAUGUCCACAGAUCAGGUAUCAACUUCCCAUGCUACGCCUUCGAAAAUCAAGCAGAAACAGAAGGUUUCGCAAAGAUGGCCAAGCGCGCAGGAUACGGGGUCUGGGGUCUGCCCAACUAUGUGGUAUGGCACAUCGACACAGACGAGAAGGCCGGAAACGCAUAG